Cryptococcus deneoformans JEC21 is the source of this 4070-nucleotide messenger RNA. Its product is annotated as expressed protein. Gene Ontology annotation, cellular component: nucleus. Lineage: Eukaryota; Fungi; Basidiomycota; Tremellomycetes; Tremellales; Cryptococcaceae. Bases 1207 to 3948 code for a protein of 913 amino acids. The transcript has 8 exons. Gene Ontology annotation, molecular function: DNA-binding transcription factor activity, RNA polymerase II-specific; DNA binding; zinc ion binding. The record is from RefSeq and is a predicted model, not a curated record. Gene Ontology annotation, biological process: DNA-templated transcription.
CUCAAAUAGACACCUAGGGCCAAAACAAACUACUCACCCUCCAUCAUAGAUUUAAUCAUGGCGGAUCGUUCAGCGACAAUCUUCUCAACGGUGAAUUGCUCAUCGUCAGAAGUGGUGAGGAUAACGGUCUGCUUCUUCUCGGCCAUUGUUGCAGAUAUCGACUUUGUUUCGGAAAGGAGAAGUAGUGAGUAGACUCGUACUAGAGAUGCGUGAAGGGAAGGUGUUACAAGAAGAAGAAGAAGGAAGGAAGGGCAAAGGUUCGAUAGAAUGACGGCUGGCGGAUAGCCCAGCGGGCGUGGGUAGAGCGGCAGCACGUAAGCAACAACGGCGACGAGCGCAUAUGCCAAAUACGGCGCGCGCCUAAACCGUUAACCCUCUGGGUGUCACUCUCCCGCUUGCCUUUUUGCCUCCAUUCAAGCAGGCGCGCCUUAUCUUUGGAAGCAAAUCAAGAAGGCGCGAUAGGCUGUGGCCGGAAGUGCUUUUUUGGCCAUCCAUUUUGCCCAUCUUGGUAAUUUGUACCCGGACUAGCUGUGCUGUCUCUGCAAGAAACAAGAAGCUGCAAGCGGCUAAUGUAGGAAGACGCUCAGGAUGAGCUCCUAGCUAUGCAUAAGAGGUAAUAGGCUCUCCUUAUCGUAUAAUUCGCUCAUGGAUCCAUGCAAAGGAGCGGGCGCGAAAAUAGAAUAAAAGAACAAAAGGACACGAAUGAAGCACCUCGGUGGGGAUCUCUCGUUACUCCAUACGUCCCUGACAAGAUGACUAUUAGCCUCCACAUUUUAUAUUCCAUGUAUGCAUAAUUAAUCGCAGAUUGCAAGUAAACAACCACAUGCUUGCCUAGUCCUCAACACGUACAUAGCAAGCAAGAGCAACAGCCCCGUUGGCUGCUAUAACAACCGUCAAUAGAAGACCAACCCACGCAACUUAAUUGUUCCCAAGCGUCCCGUUCCUCUUCGCUUUUCGCCGAAAACUACCCUGCCGAGUGCAACACUCAGCGCAAUCACUCUCAAGUAUCUUCUCAUCUGCUCGCCCUCGAAAGCCCGUCGUCCCUGGCCUCUUCCGAAUAGAGAGUGAACAUUGCACGUUUGGUACCUCGCCCCGACAUCUCUCUUUGCCACACCCCACCACAUUACUAAUCAUAUCAUUAGAACGCGAGAUCUAUUAUUAGUCACCGGUGGCAGGAAUUUACUAUCUUCCGUGUUUUGAGACAAAAUGUUCAAUCAAAAUGUGUCAACAGGACAACAAGCAGGGUCUUCUGGCCAGUCCCAACCUGCAGGAUUACGAUUCCCGUCAGUACUAAGCGGGCAACCGUCCGGUAUGCCAACUUCCGACUUCCCUCUCCAACAGGCCUCAUUACAGCCUUUGCCUUCACCACCCAACUCAUCUCAUCUCCAAUCAGCAUCUCAAACUGUCCCAUCCAGUAUUCCUCCAGGAGUGAGCCCUUCAUAUACGCUGUCACCUUCCUCUAUGGCACUCGCUUCCCCUGGGGUGAACAGGAGCAGCAAUUCCACUUCUGAUCAGGCGGGCCCUUUAAAAACGAAAAGCAGCCCAGAAGAAUCGUCGCAACCGGAGAAGCCUACCAAGAAAAGAAAGAAGAAGGGCAGUGACGCUGAUGGAGACGAGAAGAAAAAGACAAGGCCCAAGACUGGAAGAGCCUGCGAUGCCUGUCGUUCAAGGAAAAUCAGGUGUGAUAUUCAGACGGAUCAAUCAACAGGGAACAAGUUCGGCCAGACUGUAUGUGCGCACUGCAGGGCCAACGGUCUAGAGUGUACAUUCUUCCUUCCCAUAACAGAAACCCGUUUCAAGAAGAAGACUAUUCAGCCAGAUAUAAAUCCUGAUUUUCGUCAUUCACCAGCAAUGGUUCAAAAGCGUAUAUCUGCUAGUCAUAGUCCCAAUUAUGAGAAUAUGACUGGGGAAAGAGAAAGGGACGGUCCAGGUACUGGCAGAAUAGAAGGCCCCACAUCUAUAUCCUUUCUACUUCAUACCAGUGUCCCCGCCAUUCAGUCGGAAGCCUACGAUCUACGGCAUCACAAUUCUUGGGAAGUCUUAGAAGACGGUAAUGGCUUUAUCCGCGUCAACGCUCCUCCCACAGCUACAGGCUACGCCGAUGCCGACCCGCAAGACCCUACAAAGGCCCACAACAGACUUAACAAACCUGUUCUCUCGGCGCAAACCAUGUCACUUUUGGUCAAUACGUACUUCGACGAAGUGGCACCGAUAUUACCUAUCAUCUCCCGAGCCGAAUUUGCCUCAAAGUCAAAUCCGAGCCCGCUAAUGCUUUACUCGAUCUGUGGAUUGGGCGCUACGAGACGGCAAUUUCCGAAAGAGCUCUUUACUGGGGUUAGGGGUGUGAUCAAUGGGAUUUUGCGAUCGAAUGAUAUCUUGAGCGAUGCACGGAUUGAGAACGUCCAGGCAUUGUUGCUGUUGGCUCAGGUCGGUGAUUUACAUGCUCAACCCUCGGCACCGACUGCCAGUGCAUCGUUGAUAAGAACUGGUGCUGCUAUCAAAAUGGCUCAAGACCUUGGUCUCCAUCGAGAACUUUCCCACCGUACAGAAUCUACACAAGAUCUCAUGUUUAUCGAACUCCGACGUCGAAUCUGGUCAGCAUGCGUCAUCAUGGAUAGAUGGUACGGUGCUGCACUCGGUAUCCCUUUGACUGUCGAUAUUCUUGACUGUGAUGUCCUUCUUCCCGCAUCAUAUGAGAUUAUUCCCGAUGUUGAACCUUCCAAAUGGCCUAUAGAGAUUAGCUAUAUGGGUCUCACGGAGCAUCUUAAGUUGUCGAUCUUGAUGGGACGGGUAUUGAAGACGGUGUAUAGUCCGACGGGGUUAAAGAACACGACAGAUAUAAUUUUGGGGCAGCUGGUAUCGGAUUUGGAUCAGUGGUUUGAGAAUAUCCCAGAACCAUUGAAAUUCAAGGGCAAUUCAAGUUCAUCAGUUGAGGGAUUACUCUUCAUGGCCUUUGCCGCUGUCCAAUUCCUCUUCUGGCGGGUUUUUAUGCGUCUCGACUACCAAUGCCCUCCCCACCUCACUUUCACCCUAGAUAUAAGCAAAUGGACCCAACUCGUCAUUUGGUCCCGCCAAGCGCUCGAAUGGCUGGACGCGAACGAUUCUAUGUUGGACACUGUAUUCAUCUAUCCUUACGCCGCGACGAGUUGUGCGCUUAUUCAGUAUCAUACGUGGGCGAGGAGAGGGGAUCUGGAGGCGUUAGAAACUUUGAAGAAGGUGAAGGGAACGGCGGUGAGGUGGGAAAGGAUUGCUCAGCCAGAUCAAAUGAGUAUCCGCCGAAAGACUUGCGAAACCAUGACUCUUCUAUACGAAGCUGCACUUAAAACUAACCCCGCUGGCAAAGACAAACCUCGACCCUCUGGUAACCCCACCGCCGGCGUCCGGCUCCGCAAAGAACCAGCCAGGCUCAUAUUCGUCAAAGACCCAUCAAGGCCUGGCGGAGGUUUCUAUGUUGCAGAUAGCGAGAAGGAAAAGGCAACGUCCGGAUUGGGGAACGGCGAUAUCAUGCUAGCUUCGGAGCUUACUCCCCGAUCUCAACAGGGGCUUACUCCCAAUGAAAGGGAACCUUCUCAGUCAACAAAUGUUCAACCAUUUGAGUCCCCAUCACUACCGCAAGGCGCUCAAAACAUGGGUACUCGAACCCAAGCCCAAUCUGUCCAGCAGCCGUUCAUACAGGCUCAUACGGAUGAUCUGGGACAUAUAAUCGGUGUGGAUGAAGGUGUCCUGCAGAACAAUCAGAAUGUCAAUCCGGAGCUUGGCCCGGGCGAGCUGGGUCAGGCAAUGGACUUUGGAUAUCAGGUGGCCCAUGCAGCCGGAGACACGACGAGUGUCCUCGACCCAAGUUUCUUGGAUAGUCUCCCACUGAGCACGUUCGAUUGGGAUAGCUGGUCGACAUACUUUGACAAGUUUUUGCCAUCUGCGAGUAACAGUUUCGAGACUAUGCAAUAGUCGUUUUUUCUAGAUCGGGAACAUGAACAGGAAAGGAAAGAGGGUCUUUUUAAGGAAGGCGUGAGCACUGUCAUAUCAUAUUCAUAAUUAUCCUUUACUUGAGUUGUAACACGUACUUGAAA